Molecule: messenger RNA, 7505 nt
Organism: Caenorhabditis sp. 36 PRJEB53466
Lineage: Eukaryota; Metazoa; Nematoda; Chromadorea; Rhabditida; Rhabditidae
Source: the annotation of a GenBank genome assembly
AUGACUGGUGAGUGGGUUUUCAUUGAAAAAUUCGAUAAAAUUGAUCUGGUGACCUACUUUUGGAUGACCUACUUCGACUUGACCCCGUGGCCUAGUUUCCGGUGACCUAGUGGCCUUAUUUCUAGUUUGGCCUACCAUUUUCUAAGUUUACUUGACCGUGUGUCCUAGUUUUCCGCUUGUCUGACUCCGUUCUCUAGUUUUACACGACCCAGUGGCCUAGUUUUUAGCUUGACCUACACCGUGACCUAGAUUUUUUCAAAAAUCGAUUGAAAAAGUGUUCAGGAGCCCUACCGCGAAGGCACGGACUCAUCGGCGAUCACAUCUACAACUGGAAAGAAGACUUGAAAUUUCAAAAUUUCACCGCCGACUCGGAUUUCUCAAGGUUAGAAGACACUGUUUCUUUUUUUGAGGCACGUAACCUUUUAUUUUUCCAAUUUCUAGACAGUUUUCGUGAAAACGACUUAAAAUAGAGACCCAUGUAGAACUAGUUUUAUCGAAAGUAGAUCACUAGCUCAGAUUUUCCAAUUCUUGCAGAGACUGGUGGAAAAUCGAUCCGAUCUACACUUUGGCGCUGCGAUCCGCCGCCACUGUCGCCAUGUUCUUCUUUCCCGAGUGCGACGUGGAUUGGGAUGUGGUCCCGCAGAUCUGUGUGCCUCCGCGAACCGACGGCCGCACAUUUGCCGACGAAUCGCAGGCGAAACGGGUCGUCCAAGCGACCAAGUAAGCAUUUUUUGUUUGCCCUGCAAUUUCAAACCGUCCAACUUUCAGGGACCACGACCUGGUGCUCGUCUAUCAUCCGUGGAUCGGCGAGGAGAUUCGGCGGCGCGGAGUACAUCAUACGGGCGAGAAACAGUCGAAAGAGGUGCCGAGAUUUGCGGCGAGUCUGGAGCGGCUCACCGCGCAGGCACGCGAACGGGUCGAUCUGAAUGUGAUCGUCGUGUCGACGCACGGGUUUAUCGACGUGCCGAGGAAGAAUAUCAGGUGAUCCCGACUUGAAUAGUAAUAAAGAUUUGACACAGUGGCCUAGCUUUCAACUUGGCCCACUUUUUUAAAGGUGGUGUCCAACGUGACAUACAACAUAUUUUUAAAAUAAACUUCGAAGUGGGGGGCAUUCACUUUCUCAAAGUCCCGAAUUACGAAAAAAAAUUCCCCGAUUUUAAAGAUUUUUUUCAAAAAAGUUAAUGGUACCGAGAGAAGUACACGGCGAAAUGGAAGAGCCGGCCUAGAUUUUUCUAGUCCCCGGAUGGAAUUCCCCUUUUUUCUGAUUUUUUUUCUGUUUUCGUGCAAUUUUCUUAAAUUUUCAAUCGUUUUUUCACUGAGCACACAUAUUUGCAAUAUUUAAAAAAAAUUUAAGAUUUUUUCUGUGCCGUGACGCCAAAAAAAUCGAUAAUCUGAAACUUUCAAAAUUCAGAAAUUCAGCCACUUUUUGUAAAACUGAAAAUAGAAAGUUUUGGAUUUUUCGCAUUACUUUGAAAAAUAUAACUUUCUGAAACUCGCAAACUUUAAUUUAGACUCAGGAAAUGAUUGAGCGAUCUCUUUCUAUUUAUUUUUCAGCGCGCAAACCGAAGAUUGAGCGAAAAACCCGGAAAAACAACAAAAAAAAGUUUCAGAUUAUCGAUUUUUUUGGCGUCACGGCACAGAUAAAAUUACAAUUUUUUUUAAAUAUUGCAAAUAAGUGUGUUCAGUGAAAAAACGAUUGAAAAUUUAAUAAAAUUGCGCGAAAACGGAAAAAAUUCGGAGGAAUGGGAAUUCCAUCCGGGGACUUGAAAAAUCUAGGCCGGCUCUUCCAUUUCGCCGUGUACUUCUCUCGGUACCAUUAACUUUUUUGAAAAAAAAAUCUUAAAAAUCGGGGAAUUUUUUUUCGUAAUUCGGGACUUCUUGAAAGUGAAUGCCCCGCUUCGAAGUUUAUUUUAAAAAUAUGUUGUAUGUCACGUUGGACACCACCUUUAAUGGAGGCUUAAUGUUUAGCAAUCAAAUUUUGCAGGGUAUUAGACGAGUACAUCCCUAUGGAGCUGAUCGAAACGACGAUCGGAAGUGGAGCCAUCAAGCAGUUGAUGGUGAAAAAAGGCAAAACGCAUCAAGUGUACAGCCAGCUGCACCAUCACAACCCGAUCCCGAACGUCCGAGUCUACUACACGAACCCGAAAUCGGGCGACCUGCCCGAGCACUUUCAUCUAAAGAAGAGCGAUACGGUCGCGGACCUGGUCCUGCUCGCCGAUCCCGGAUUCGCGGUGGUUACGGUAGGUGCCGUGUGUGUGAGGAAAUGGAUAAUAUCGGUGUUUUUCUUGAAGAAGGACGAAACGAAACAGUUUCCAAAGCCGAAACUUCACGAGAUUCCGGCCGCCAUCGAUGGGUACAACAACGAGUUGCCCGACGUGUUGGGCGUCUUUUUGGGAUAUGGUCCUGGUGAGUUUUCGGUGGCCUAACUUUUCAAACUGGCCGCCUAGGCUACGAUAAUCUCAAUUUUCUGCCAAUUUGGAGAUUUAGUGAACGGCGGACUAACUUUUCAACUGGUGGCCUAGAAUUCUCCACGAGGCCCCUAGGUUCCUACUCUUUAAAUACCGUCGUCUCUUAAGAUCCAGCUAAACUCCAUCACCACCGGUCUAGGCUAAAGUGAUGCCAAUAAUCGCAAUCAGUUUGGACGUCUUGUUCAGCUCGACCUUCCAUGACCGGUGGCCUAACUUUUGUUGCUCUUGCAGCGUUCCGCGUCGGCUACCGCAAAGGACCCGUCCAACUGUUCGACGUCUACUCGCUCAUGUGCUCGCUGCUCUCGAUCGAGUGCAAUCCGACGCCCGGCCGAAUUCUGCGAAUCGACGACGUGCUCACGUCGGACACGCGCGUGUCCAUUCGAAAUUCCGCCAGUUUCGCUGGCUCUCCCGCCGCCGCCGCCCUCGUUUUCACACUUUUUUGCUCGUUUUGUGCGCAAUAAAAGAGAAAAAUGGAUCAAUUUUCAGGUCACCGCAGUUAAGAUGCAUUUAUCGCCACGUGGAAAUGGGUGAUAAAACACUCUAAACUACGGAGAUCCGACGAAAAGAUCGGACUUACCACUGCGGCCGGCCUAGAAAGGCCGAAAGACUGUAGAAUAGUCCGAAGGCCUGUAGGCCCAGAAGAAGUGAUGAAUAACGCCGAUCCGCCGCAUUUUUAUACUCACCAAAAACCAGGCGGAGCCUCGUACAGUACCACACACACACACGAGAUUUGCAUAAUCUGACACACACACUUUGCGAAAAAUAUAUGCAAUUUUUAUGCAAAUCCCAAAGGUGUCAACUCGAUUCACUCGACAAUAUCGACAAUACUCGAGCACAGAGACACACACACACACACACGUUGAAUGCGAGCAGCAAAAGUGGGCGGAGCCGAAAUGGAGAGCAACACGACGACGAAAAGUUCGGUGAGCCGGAGAGAAGAAGGAGAAGAAGAAGAAGGAGCAGGUGGUAUAAUUAAAAACGCGGAGGCGUGGGCCGAGAAGAAGAAGGAGGAGGCGUGGGGGAAAUUUUGGAAUUUUUUGCCCACGGACGGAACGUCGAAAUGAAUGAGGAUUUUCGAUGAAGAAUCCCCCUUUUAGCCUACUGUAGUUUUGGUGGUGGACGUAAGCAGAUUCUUACGUAAAACCUCUAAUCAACGUUAUGGACGAAAAGAGAGAGAGAGAGAGUUUGAUGCUCCGUCGAGCACAUCAUCAUCCGCUUUUUUUUGAUGACGUCGAAACACGGGCGCGCGGCUCAUCGAAUCGUGUAGAUUCAUGAUAAUAUUUCGACGGCCAGCUUUUGGGAUGAGAAAUGCCGACGAAUAGGUGGAAUUUAUGUGGAGAAAACCGAAAAACGAGGUACGUUGCCAUGGGCGACCAUUUUUCGAUUGAAAAGAUGGAUUAGUAUGGACGGAAAUGGAGGUGUGUGUGUGGAGGGGAUAUACGAAUUUUAGGUGACAACAAUAACAAUCGGGUUCAAGGCCAUAACUCGAGAAUGAGCGAUUCUGGAGCGAAAUGAUGAAUUACAAAGUUGUAGAGUGCAAAAUUUGCUGCAAUUUUUCAGUUGACAACUUUUUGAACGAGUGAUUGGUUCACGAGAUAUGGGCGCUCAAAGACAACAAACAAAAGCAAAAAGUGUGUGCAACUUUGAGGGACCAAAUCAAGUCCUAAAUGUGAUUGUUUGGAAAAAUGAUCAACUACAAAGUUGUAAAGCACAAAAUUGUCUACAACUCUUCAGUUGAUCUUUUUUUGAAAUAGUUAUUGGAUCCCGAGAUAUAAGGGUUCAAAAAUGAGGGGUCUCCAAGAUGUAUGGACCUAUUUUGCUCUCAAUUUUUCUCUAUUUCUGCCCGCUUCUCUAAGACAGUUAUUUCUAUAGUUUUCCACUCAUUUUCUUGUUUUUGUGGACAAUUUCCACGUUCCCAACAUCAUAAUCUUCCGAAAUUUCGCUCGGACAUCUGUCUUGACGCCCACGCAACGGAUGAAAUGAAAUAAAGUGGCAGAUGGUUGAGAGGUGUGAAAAACCGAAAGAAAAUGCGAAAAUUAAGGGUGUGAGAGUUGAAGAAUUCCAUGGAAACCAACGGAAAAUCAAUGUUUUCUCAAUUUUCGUUCACUUACAUAUUAGUCAACUUUAGGCGGAUAUUGUACAAAUUUGAGAUGACCUAGUGGCCUAAAAUUUUUUUAGGGAAUACUUCACGUCUGGUACUAUAUUUUUGUAGUUGACAACUUUCUUCCAAGACCACUCCCUGGGGUACUGUAGCUCUUGAAACUUAGGGUUAGUUGAUUGCCCCUCAAAAAGUAGUUCCAACUUUCAAGAGCUACAGUAGUCUAGGGAGUGAUUGUACAAACAAGUUGUCAACUAGAAAAAUGUAGUACUAGACAUGUGCUUUUGCUUUGUAAUUCACAACUUUUUGAUACAAUCACUCCCCGGGAUACUGUAGCUGUCGGAAGUUGGAUCACUGAUUCCACUGACCAACAAUAUUUGCCACAACAUCAAAAACCAGACACCUUAUUUUUCCGCUAUUAUCGGACUGGUAUCCAGCUGUGGGGGAACAGAAUUUACGCUAUCUUUCUCAAGAAAUUCCAUUAUAACUGGAAAAAAGAUCACUUUUUGUUCUCGACCCAUCCAAAACCGAUUUCCGCUCUUCUUUCAGUUGUUCUCCAAACUUUUUCCGUGUUUCCAGCUCAAUUCUAUGCCAUUUUUCACUGAAUAUUGUCCGUUUUCCACCCAAAUGCGCCAAGAAUGACCGAAAGAUUGAGGGUUGAGUGACGGGCGGUCGCCGCGUGGAUAUACAAAGUGACAGAUGUUACGGAAGGGGUCUGGGGGGCACCAGCUGCGCCCUUUUUAAGGAUUUUCGGGGAAGGAAAACGGCACCUGUCCCUCUGUUUUCUGGGUCGGCUCUCCUCUUUUCUCCACGUUGAAAAAAGACGUAAAUAAAUAAAUAAAUUCAAAUUUCCGCAAUUGGUACUACUAGCCGAUCUCGACACUUUAAACUAAUAGUAAAUCUUGAAACCGUGAAGAGUUGCAAAACGGCCGAUCGCUGUCCUGGACAAGUCCCGAGAUAUGCGGAUGAUUGGCCGAAAGCCCGAGAGAAAAGUCAUUUCCUUCGGCCCAUUUUCCUCCUUUUUUUUCGAAAGCUCCGGUGACCUAUAUAGCAUUAUAAAUAUAUUACAAGUGUACUUGUUUCUGUCACUUCGAUGAUGCGGAUUAGUGUAGCACGUUCUAGGCGAGUGCAUUAAUGCACUAAUGUACUUGAGAUUAUGGUGCGGAUUUGUACUUUCUCAUUUCGAAGAACACAUUGCCAGGGACUAGAAAAGCUAGGAAAUAGUUACGUUUUGAGUCACCUUAUCACACUCGCGUGUCUAAUAAUGAGUGGCUACUCGGUCAUGCGCACCGGCUUUGAUUUAUCACUCCUUCUCCUCGCUUCUCGCUUCAAAUUACCGCCUUCUUGCCAUUUUCGCCAAACUUUUGCUCUGAAAACAGCACGAAUUUGUUUGCCGGCUCAACUUUAUCACACACACACACAAGAGCACGUCGACCGACGGCGGCGUCGUUUCCAUAGAAAUCCCGGCCGUCUUUUUCUCGCUCUCCCUCUUUUUGGCUCGAAAAAGAGCCCCGGGCAAAAGGGGGGACAAAGAAGUCAGGCGGUCUUUUGUCUAUUAGCCGCUCUCACUUUUCUCUCUUUUUCUCUCCGUAGCCUUGCUUUUUCGCUGUGAGAAAGUUAGGCCAUCGUCUAGAUUUUCUGGAAAAUAUGCUAGGCUGUGGCCGUGGCCUAGAAAAAGUUAGGCCACUCAUCCAAAUCUGAUUGAAAUCUUUGGAGAAACUAGGUAAUUCGGCCGUGGCCGAACUUUUUCGGUGCGAAAGUUAGGCCACCGCUCCAGGAAAGCCGCGCGCGAUCCAUUUGAAAAAUUACUAUUUUUUAACUCUUUGCAAAUCCGCUUCUCCUGAUUUCAGAGCUCUCCUCGUCGCUCUGCGUCUCGCCACGCAGACGCGCUCUCUCCGACGCCGUCAUUAUUAUCCCGGUGAUGAUCCACUUUCAUCCGACGACGACACCGACGAGCUCUUCUCCAUUCUACUACCCAACAACUCAACACCAUUGAUGGAGCUCUCGCAAGAGGUUUGUUUUGGACGGCUUACAGAAAAAUGUCGGCAAAAAACUGCUUCGUCGAACGUGUUCAGCGCGAAAAAGUUUAAAAUUCAAACAUUUUGAUUGUGAGAACUUUCGCUGAAAACUAGACGGCCGCUUUGUUAUCACCGCCGCCGCUACAGCCGCUGAAAGUAUCCCGUUUGUCGCAGCUGUUUUCGUUUUUGUCCGCCGCCCGCAACGCCGCGGGUUCGAAUCCCACCGCCUCAAAUUCAUUUUUGCGUGCUUUCAGCUCAUCUCCAUCGCCGUCAUCUUCGCCGUCUGCGCCGUUCUCUCGAUCGUCUGCACGUGCAUUUGGUUGUGUCGGUGUCGGAAGGAUCAGAUUCGCGCCAGCGAGGAGAAACACGAUCGGGCGGUGCAGUUGCAGAAUUUCGAGCAGGAGUGAGUCAAAAAUGGUUUCUAUUCGGAUAUUAUUGUAUUUUGUUUGAAGACAAGCCAAGAAUGGAAGUGUACAAGCAUCCCUAAAGGCCGGAAAACGUUUGGAUAUAAUCGAUAUCGAAAGAUCCACUGAAAAUGUUCGCAUUUCGAGCCGCGAGGAUUCAUCGGCCAGGGAAACAAUCGGACAGGUCAGUUAGCCCACACCCGCUUCCUUUUAUAAUAUUUUUCAGUACGAAGAACGAGUUACGGGCGGAAAAACGGUGAAAUCCGUCGCGCAACGCUUCAAAGACAAAGAACAAGCUGAAAAUGUAUGAUUUUCGAAGCGAGUUUCAAACAAAUUGUUGAAAUCUUUUCAGAAACGCCUAGACACCAUAUCCGAAAUGGCCGUCUCGAAUGAUUCGCUACAGAGAAACGAUUCGAAGACGAACGUCUUCAACAACAACGAAUCUCGACACGGCUCAUCGACAGACGUCGAUUUGAAUCCGGGCCUGAGCAGUACGAUCAAUUUGGAGAAGAUUUGA